UUCCGCGGUCACACUGGCAGCAACAAAAAUAACAAAAAUUUCGUUUAACAAUUAGAAAAAGCUAAAAUAUAAAUUGAAAUGAGCGCAGAAAAGGCCUUUGAAAUGCAACGCCAGGUGCGUCAGAAUGCCAAGGAGUUACAAAGCUCGUUGAAAGAUUUAUACUCGUGGGAGAAGGACAUAAAAAACCAAGAGAUGGAACUGAAGAAGGCACCAGCCGCCGCUGCCGCCAAUAUUAAAAUGCCAGUGCGCAGUCAUGUCCAGAAAUCUGGACAAACUGAGCAGCAGAGCGCCAGUAGUUCUGCGGCCGAUACUCCAACAGAGAAGAAAGAUCCGCCGGGGGAUCCGGUGGCUCGGCAGCACAAGAAGGCCAACGACAUAAAGGACCGCGGCAAUAACUAUGUUAAGCAGGGCGACUACGACAGAGCCAUCGAGGCGUAUACAGAAGCCGUGGAGGCCUAUCCCUACGAUCCAGUCUACUUCAUUAAUAGAGCCCUGUGCUACCUCAAGCAGGAGCGGUUUGACUGUUGCGUGGACGAUUGUGAGGCUGCCAUUAGCCUAGACAAGCUCUGCGUGAAAGCCUAUUACAGACGGAUGCAGGCGAAUGAAUCCCUUGGCAACAACAUGGAAGCGCUGAAGGAUUGCACAACAGUGCUGGCCAUUGAUCCCAAAAACAUAGAGGGCAAACAAAGUUUGGUUCGCAUAAACGAGCGCCUACGUAAAAAUGCCACAAAAAACGGUCCCAAUUUUAGCGCAGAUCGCCCUGACCUAAUUGACAUAUUGCCGAUCGAGAAGCCGGUUUACAAACGCUCGAAGCAAUCGAUGCGUCGAGUGACCAUUACAGAUAUUGUAUCGCCCAGACCCUCCACUGAUGAGGCAAAGCCAUUACGCAUCUCAGACGAUGACAUUGACAAAAUCUUCAACAGUUAUUGCGGCCCAUACAAAGAGAUUAAAAAGGAGGACUUGAAGACAACCCCAAAUCCACCCACAGCAACGCCCAUUGGGGAAUCUGUUGAUUCUGAACCGCCUGCUUUAUGUGUAAAGCAAAACCAAAACAUAAAAAAAGAUGCGUCUGCUGCUCCUAUAAAGAUAUCCCAAAAUCCAAGCAAUGAUGCCAAACAGACCGUGGCAGAUGCGGUGAAGGAAGCUAAACAGUCUGCUAACCAUCAACAAAUAUCCAAAAAUCUUAACAAAAAUCCAGUGACUGAAGUCAAACCAUCCCAAACCACAAGCAAAGAUUCACAAGUGUCUAAAAAUACGAUUGAUGCUCCUCUAAAUUCAUCAAAAACAUCAAGCAAAGAACAAGAAAAUAAACCCAAGAUCGAAUCUGGCUCCAACAAGGUUGGAGGAACCCCUCCCGUUGAGCGAGCACUGCCGCCAGCCCCAUCGGGUACAGCCCAAUUCUACAUAACCUGGAAGGAGCUAUCUGCAACGCAGAAAUAUCAGUACUUAAAAUCUAUAGAUAUAAAAAAUCUUUGCAAAAUUCUUGGUGCCGGUUUCGAUUCGGACACAUUCAAUGAUUUGUUGUGCACCGUUCAGGACUACUAUGUGCCGGAAAAAGAGCCCACAACGGCAUGUGUCCUACUGGAGAUUAGCAAAAAUGACGAGUUCCCCAUUUUGGCCAUGCUCAUGUCAGCUGAGGAGAAGAAAAUGGUGUCGUCUAUACUGAAUAAGAUAAAGAAUUGGCCCAAGAAGAAUCCGCAAGUAUUGGAGAAGCUCGUCAGGGCAUAUGGUGUGGAUUAAAAUACCUAAGAAUACGAGUUUCAGUGUACUUAUUUAUGUAUUUUUUUCAAAAUGGUUUGCUCAAACUAAUAUAAAAAGAAAGAAUGUACAAAUACAAGUUUUAAAAUGUUAAAAAA
Drosophila obscura is the source of this 1856-nucleotide messenger RNA. RefSeq names its product RNA polymerase II-associated protein 3 (gene spag). Bases 79 to 1740 code for a protein of 553 amino acids. Gene Ontology annotation, molecular function: protein binding. NCBI's taxonomy places the organism in Eukaryota, Metazoa, Arthropoda, Insecta, Diptera, Drosophilidae. The record is from RefSeq and is a predicted model, not a curated record. The transcript has 6 exons.